Molecule: messenger RNA, 821 nt
Organism: Erpetoichthys calabaricus (reedfish)
Lineage: Eukaryota; Metazoa; Chordata; Cladistia; Polypteriformes; Polypteridae
Gene: dpm2
Product: dolichyl-phosphate mannosyltransferase subunit 2, regulatory
Exons: 4
Coding region: 161-412 (83 amino acids)
Biological process (GO): GPI anchor biosynthetic process
Cellular component (GO): endoplasmic reticulum membrane; dolichol-phosphate-mannose synthase complex
Molecular function (GO): enzyme regulator activity
Source: RefSeq, a predicted model, not a curated record
CUGGAUUUUAGUGAUGUUCGUCCUCAAAUCAUUUUCAUCGAUGAACAGGACCGAGGUUUUUCAUCUCCUGUUCCCGCCCUCUUUACCUAAUUUGGCAAAGCAGAAACGCCCCUCACGAGGAGGAAAUACGUUCCCGGAAACUCGGUCGUGAACAUCAAAAAUGGCGACAUGGACAGACCGGGCUGUUGGAAUGGGCCUUGUAGUGUUCAGCAUUCUCCUGUUCACCUACUAUUCUAUCUGGGUGAUUGUCCUGCCCUUUGUCAACAGUGACCAUGCCAUCCAUCAUUAUUUCCUGCCUCGAGAAUAUUCAGUUAUAUUGCCCGUUGUUGCAGCCUUGGUUCUUGUCUUAUUUAUAGGUGGAUUUAUCACCGUAGUUUUGUGGAAGAACAAGCAAAAAAAGAAAGUGAAUUGAAGUGGAAGCCUUUGUUCAGGAUGUCCUGGGAGAAUACAGAAUUAGACAGUCCAAGGGGUACGGGGAGGGAAUACUUGCCAGGAGCCACGUCCUCACAUCUCAUUCUGAAAUGCAUUCCAUUUUGUUGAAGACAGAGAGUGGGGUUUGCUCUUAUAGACUUGGACACUUUUUGGCAGGUUGGAUAUGUUUUUUUCUUUUAUGUUUUUUGGAGAAGCACAACUUUUUUUCUGUUUUUGGCAAUGCAGUGUAACUGACCUUUACAUAAAAAAUGUUCUAUUCAACUGAAAACGCAUGGAUAUGUAUAUUUUUUGUCUUUGUCCAGGAUGUAAAUUAAACACUAUUUCUUUAGUAGUGAAUUAAAAAGCAAAAAGGUCUGUAACACAAGAUAUACAGUAAUAUUGUGCAAUGU